This is a messenger RNA of Oppiella nova, 1795 nucleotides long. Lineage: Eukaryota; Metazoa; Arthropoda; Arachnida; Sarcoptiformes; Oppiidae. The record is from the annotation of a GenBank genome assembly.
CUAAAUUAUAAUUAGUUUCUAAUAUAAUUAAUUUAAGAAACUCUUAUAAUUAGAGUAAUACUAUACACUACUAUAGACUAUAAUGGAGCUGAUAUUGUGGUCAUUAUCCGCUAUUGUAUUUGCGGUCUAUUUUGCCUAUAGAUAUUUGACGAGAAAUUUCAACUACUGGGCCAAGCGUGGCAUCCCUGGCCCUAAGCCACUGGUAGGCUUUGGCAAUACUUUGAGCGCAUUCCUCAACGAACCAACUGAUGUGGAAAAGGAUUGGAUCCAGAAAUAUGGCAAAAUCUAUGGUGUCUAUGAGGCCAACACACCGAUCCUAACAGUGGCUGAGCCGGAGCUCAUCAAACAGAUUAUGGUGAAAGACUCGCACAUAUUCAGCCUGAAGGUGACGGACCCCAUACUGAAAGCCAACGCCCACCCCAUACUCGGCAAGACUCUGGUGGCCAGCAAUGGCCAGGACUGGCGCAGAGCCCGGUCCGUAAUCAGUCCCACCUUCUCGUCGUCCCGCAUGAAGACUAUGUAUAUGAAAGUGAGGGACUGUCUGAACGAUAUGCUCAAAGACAUGGAGCCGUACGCCAAGAGUGGUGGUGAGGCUGAGCUCAAGACCGUGUACGGCAAUAUGACCAUGGACGUGAUUGCCACGUGCGCGUUUGGCACCAAAAUUAACUCGUACAAACAGGGCAACAGCCCGUUCAUCAAUAAUGCAAACAAGGUGUUCAGCCCCAACCCGAUGAGACUACUGAUGCAGAUGAUGAUCCCGACGUUCCUGUUGAAGGCUUUCCACAUGAAGCACGUGAUCGAGGAGUCGGCCAACGAGUUCUUCUUCGAGAUGACCCGUCAUAUCAUGAAUGAGCGCAAGAAGUCGGACAUGAAUUACAACGACUUCAUUGAAUUGGUGAUGAAGUCCAUGAAUAAUGACAAUCAGACGGACAUCAAUGCCAAUGAUGUCUCUUAUGGUACGACAGCAAAAAACAUUUAUCUUAAAUUUAUUUCACAUUAUAAUUCCCAUCACUUGAUAGGAAAGGGAGGCAACGCUGCGGACAGUUUUAUAACGAAAGAGGAGAUUCUGGCCAACUCUUGGGACUUCUUCACGACCGGCUACGAGUCGAUGGCCACUACCCUAUCCUUUGCAUCCUAUGAGCUCUCCCGGCGCCCGGAGGUCCAGGAAAAGCUAUACGAAGAGAUCGCCGGCGCCGUCGACUCGGACGGCGAGAUUGACUACGAUUUGCUGCAAAAUAUGCCGUUUUUAGACGCCGUUGUCUCGGAAACCCUGCGAAUGCACACCAUUUCCAUACGGUUGGGACGUAUGGCAGCUGAGGACUACAAGUUGGGCGACACCGGGAUUGUGGUGGAAAAGGGACAGACAGUUGAGAUCCCUGUCUAUGCCGUACACCAUUGCGAGGAGUUCUACCCCAACCACUCCCUGUUUGACCCGGACAGGUGGAUGCCCGAGAAUAGCCACAAACUAGUGCCCUACACCUACCUGCCCUUUGGCACCGGUCAUAGAGCUUGUGUGGGCACGAGGUUUGCCCUAAUGGUUGUCAAACUAGCCUUAUGUCACGUUAUCAGGAGCCACAAACUAGUGCCCUACACCUACCUGCCCUUUGGCACCGGUCAUAGAGCUUGUGUGGGCACGAGGUUUGCCCUAAUGGUUGUCAAACUAGCCUUAUGUCACGUUAUCAGGAGGUAUAAGUUGGUUACGUCUAAGAACACAGACAUACCGGUGCUGUUGAAGUCGAGUGUAUUGAAUCACACCCCGGAGCGAGUGAUACUAGCCGUUCAGUCGAGAGCCUAA